GGAACAAAGUUGGUUACAUAUUACACUGGCUUUACCCGAAGUUUUCCUCCCACUCUUCUUUAGUAUGCGACCAUGGGGAAAGUGACCACUCCUGUCAGCGGGAGAGGUCGGGGUGCUUUGGUGGCGAGGGAGAGGCUGUAACUUCUACGUGACCAUGGUACCUGUUGAAAACACAGAGGGCCCCAGUCUGCUGAACCAGAAGCGGGGAGCGGCGGAGCCUGAUGGCAGCUACAGAACCGGCGGCGGCCGGGAUCCUCCCUGGGCGAGAGGUUGCAGCAUGUUCACCUUCCUGUCCUCUGUCACUGCAGCUGUCAGUGGCCUCCUGGUGGGUUAUGAACUUGGGCUUAUCUCUGGGGCACUUCUUCAGAUCAGAACUGAAUUAGGCCUGACCUGCCAUGAGCAGGAAAUGGUUGUGAGCGCCCUGCUCAUUGGGGCCUUCCUCGCCUCUCUCAUCGGAGGGGUCCUGAUAGACAGGUAUGGAAGGAGGACAGCGAUCAUCUUGUCAUCCUGCCUGCUGGGACUCGGAAGCUUAGUCUUGAUACUCAGUGUGUCCUACACGGUUCUUAUCAUGGGACGCAUCGCUAUAGGGGUUUCCAUCUCACUCUCUUCCAUUGCCACGUGUGUUUACAUCGCGGAGAUUGCUCCCCAGCACAGAAGAGGCCUUCUCGUGUCACUAAACGAGCUGAUGAUUGUCAUUGGCAUUCUUUUCGCCUAUAUUUCAAAUUACGCGUUUGCCAAUGUUUCCCGUGGCUGGAAGUAUAUGUUUGGUCUUGUUAUUCCCUUGGGAGUUUUGCAAGCGAUUGCAAUGUACUUUCUUCCUCCGAGCCCACGGUUUCUGGUGAUGAAAGGACAAGAGGAAGCUGCUAGCAAGGUUCUCGGAAGGUUAAGAGCAGUCUCAGAUACAACAGAGGAACUCACAGUGAUAAAAUCUUCCCUGAAAGAUGAAUAUCAGUACAGUUUUUGGGAUCUGUUUAGCUCAAAGGACAACAUGAGGACCCGAAUGAUGAUAGGCCUGACAUUGGUAUUUUUUGUGCAAGUCACUGGCCAGCCAAACAUAUUAUUCUAUGCAUCGACUGUUUUGAAGUCCGUUGGCUUUCAAAGCAACGAGGCGGCUAGCCUCGCCUCCACUGGGGUUGGGGUGGUCAAGGUCGUCAGCACCAUCCCCGCCACUCUGCUUGUAGACCACGUGGGCAGCAAAACCUUCCUCUGCAUUGGCUCCUCCGUGAUGGCAGCUUCACUGAUGACCAUGGGCAUCGUGAAUCUCAACAUCCACAUGAACUUCACCAAUAUCUGCAGAAGCCACACUCCUCUCAACCAAUCCUUGGAUGAGUCUGCGUUUUAUGGACCAAGAAACCUGUCAGCCAGCAAUGACACUCUCAGAGAGCACUUUCAAGGGAUCACUUCCCACAGCAGCAGCUCACACAUGCCCAUGAGAAAUCACAUGGAUAAGAGGGGAGGGACAACCUCUGCAUCCUUACCAAAUGCUGGACCGAGCCAAACUGAAAACCAGGUAGUCACAGACCCUGCGGAUGUCCCAUCUUUUUUGAAAUGGCUGUCCUUAGCCAGUCUGCUUGUUUAUGUUGCUGCUUUUUCAAUUGGUCUAGGACCAAUGCCCUGGCUGGUGCUCAGUGAGAUCUUUCCCGGUGGGAUUAGAGGACGAGCCAUGGCCGUCACUUCCAGCAUGAACUGGGGCAUCAAUCUCCUCAUCUCUCUGACAUUUUUGACUGUAACUGAUCUUAUUGGCCUGCCAUGGGUGUGCUUUAUAUAUACAAUCAUGAGUCUGGCAUCCCUGUUUUUUGUUGUUGUGUUUAUACCUGAGACAAAAGGAUGUUCUUUGGAACAGAUAUCAAUGGAGCUAGCAAAAGCUAACUAUGUGAAAAACAACAUUUGUUUUAUGAGUCAUCACCAAGAAGAAUUAAUGGCAACAAAGCUUCAAAAGAGGAAAACCCAAGAGCAGCUCUCGGAGUGUAAAAGUUUCCGUAGUAGGGAACAACCAAGGCAGCUUUCUCAAGAGACCUAAUGGCCUUGAAACCUUACCAACAUUGAUACAGUAUAAGAACACUAGUAGGGUGUCUUCUUACCAGUGCAUAUUUGCCAUUCCCAAGUUUCCUACUCAGUGUCAUAGAGCUAGUUUUAAAGGACACCCUGAAAUUAUAAAGACCACCUUUAAUCUCCUCUUUCCCAAAAGGAACUUUAAAAGGUAGAGGAGAUACAAGAUCCCAAGCAAUCUCUUUUUAUUCUGAGCAGCAUAUCAGGUUAAGUAAGACUGGUUACUUAAGGCUGGUUCAGUACUUUCCACCUUUUUCAGAGCAGCCUUUGAAAAACUAAAUCCUAGUGAUGAGAUCAACCUUUGCCUUAAGCUAUGUACAUAUAAAGGCCAGUAGCAGCUUUAUUAUGCAGACAAACAAGUGGUCUGGACAAGACCUUACAGUUUUUGCCUACUAAGACACUACUUGCACUGGGUCUUAUAUAAAAAAGAACCAGGACACAAAAUGUGGACAAUUUAAUUGCACAUAUGUUCUAGCUUAGGAUAGGGUCCUGGCUUAGAAUUUUUUUUUUUUUUUUGGUGGCUGGCAGGUGGUGAACCCUUGUCCUUGGUGUUACAGGACCAUGCUCUAACUAAGUGAGCUAACCGGCCGGCCCCUGGCUAGAAUUCUAGUGAUAAUUCCUAGUUACGGUUCAACAAGUACAAAGAU
This is a messenger RNA of Cynocephalus volans (Philippine flying lemur), 2696 nucleotides long. It is a transcript of the gene SLC2A12, whose product is annotated as solute carrier family 2 member 12. Gene Ontology annotation, biological process: D-glucose transmembrane transport; circulatory system development. The record is from RefSeq and is a predicted model, not a curated record. The transcript has 5 exons. Gene Ontology annotation, cellular component: membrane. Lineage: Eukaryota; Metazoa; Chordata; Mammalia; Dermoptera; Cynocephalidae. Gene Ontology annotation, molecular function: symporter activity. Bases 155 to 2020 code for a protein of 621 amino acids.